Molecule: messenger RNA, 4672 nt
Organism: Aspergillus steynii IBT 23096
Lineage: Eukaryota; Fungi; Ascomycota; Eurotiomycetes; Eurotiales; Aspergillaceae
Exons: 6
Coding region: 83-4588 (1501 amino acids)
Cellular component (GO): membrane
Source: RefSeq, a predicted model, not a curated record
CCACGCAACCCCGGCAGCCAAGUCACUCUCCACGUGUCCGGGCCUCUCUGGACGGUGCCACAGGAAUCGACUCAUUGGAAGGAUGGCCGCCGUGGAAUCUCACCCCCCGGCGAACGGGGAUUCCAUGCCUCCUCCUCCACCACCACCACCACCUCCCCCUCCUCCUCCUCCGCCGCCGCCGCCGCCGCCUCCAUCCAAUGGCGCUGCACGUCCAACAGUACUCCAUACCCGUCAAAUAGCCCAGCUUCCCAAGCCUGUUGACCAGGACUCGGAGGACGACUCUGAAUCGGAUGUCAAAAGCCCAGAGAUGCCCCGCCCGCCUUCGAAACCAGACAUGGCUGACCCUCCGGCGCCAAAGUCUCCCGAUGCGGCCCGCUCGUUCUCCGCUCGAGCCAAAGAUAAAGAUCUUCCUCGGGAGGCCAGUCCAGAUCAGAUGGAUAAAGAUAAGCCGGUCUCGCCAGAGCCUCCACUCUCUCCAGAAUCUCCAGUCUCGCCAGAACCGCCUGUAUCACUAGAGCCGCCAGCUUCACCAGAGCCGCCAGUCUCACCAUCACCCCCAGCUUCACCGUCACCCCCAGCCUCACCAGAGCCUCCACUGUCUCCAGAACCGCCGGUCUCACCAGAGCCUCCGGUUUCGCGAAAGAAGCCUUCCUCGCGAAAGAAGCCUCCUGUAAAUGAUGAAUACACCCCCGGCGAUGAUGCUGCCGUCGCUCGGAAACCGUCGGUGCCAUCGAAUAGCAAUGGUCAGCCCAAGCCCCUGGGUCGGUCGGAAACUGUCCGUUCUACAUCGGAGCAGCGGCGCGACUGGGCUUCUGACCGAUCGCCUCUCCAAAAGCUGGAGGUCACCCUGAACGGCAUCAGUAAGGAAGAGAAACGAGCUCGAGUCCAAGAGGCCGAAAUGAGACUCAAAGAACGCAUCGUGCGCCAACAGAACGGCGGCGAUAAACGUGCACCGCCGCCACCAAGGAAAUCCCAGCGCAGAUCGUCCCGGGAUGACCCCGAUGCUGGAGCUGGAGUCUCGCAGAGAUCUAGACCUGAAAGAUCUGCGAUGCCGUCGCAGCCGGUGCAACAGUCUGCAAGACGACCAGACCAUCGGCGAUAUGCCUCCGAAGGUGGCGAAGACGUAGGUCCUCGAGAUCCUCGCGAACGAAGGCCGGUCGAGAAAUCGAAGUCCACUCGCAGCAGAGGACCGUCGUUUCAAUACGCACAGUACCCUGAGGAGAAGCCUACGGCUGCUCCCGUUAUCAAAACAGGCAGCGCUCCGAGACGGUCAGUGUCUGUAAGUCACCAGGCGGGCGGAAACCGAGCCGAUCCUCGCCAAAUCAACCAGCCGAUCCAUCGGGAUAGCCGAUUUCCCAGCAAUGCUCCUAUGCCUCAGACCAUCCCAACGCACGAGCCUCACAAAGUCGCUCCCGCGGCCCAGGCUGAGGUUCAAACCUGGGGGCAAUCGCCGUACGCCAACUCUAGAGCGGCCCCGAACAGAGCGAGAGCGCAAUCGGUUAAGAGAAAAGAUCUCCCGGCCAUGGGGAUUCCACCCCAGCAGGCUCGCAGGAACUCGCAUGCAGCUGAAAACUCAAUUGCGUCCUCCGAUCCUCUCAGUCCCGAUUCUGAUCAAAUGACGGCGCCGUUCGAGAACGAACCGCCUCCGCAGCCCAAAGCUAAAAAGCAAACGGUUUCAUUCAACGUGCCGCCACCCACGCCCCCUCCUCUGUCGGAAUGGAGGACUGCGCCGAUCGCCAGACUGGGAGCCUCCGACUUUGACUUCCAGAAUUUCGACAUGGAUCGAAGUAAGGCGUGGUGGGAAGGCGGAACAAGGGACCGCAGACGAAGCCGGGCGCUACCAAACAAUUACCAGAAGCCUCCGGCUCAGAGAUUGACCUCGAAAAUAAACCGCUUCCAGCCUCAGAUCUUCCUGAAGAGCGGUCCGUUGCUGCGCUAUGCAGGAUUGAAGCGGGUGCGGAUUGACGGGCCCAAGGGCGCAUUCGACAAGGAGACGUGGAGGGGCAGUAUCCUGAUUGUGACCAAGGAUUCUCGAUCUACUUAUGAACCGGCGCCCACAUUGAGGGUGUUUUCCCAGCCGAUGGAUCUUCUGCCGCCUCCGCCAGCUGUGGUCAGCGGCGAAGAUGCCCAGCUCUCUCCUGAGUACGUUGAUCCGACUGCCGGGCUUAUGAAGCUGGGUCGCGACGGCAGGGCUCUCUAUGUGAAACCCGUGGAGCACACCGAGGAAGAAGUGGAUCUGUCGCAGGUGGAAAAUGACGAUGGCAUCUACGAAAUGUCCCCUAGCAUCGUCGAUUACAGCGAGGGGACGAAGCAACCGAUUCCUGCCAAUAGGCUCCACCCGGUGGACGGAGAGACGGCCGAAGCCUACAAGGAUAUCUCGGGAGCUCGUCUCUAUGCCGACCCCGGACGAGAUGUCACUUUCUGGAGAUUCAACCUGGAGAUCGAGCUGGGACCCACCCAGCAGCGUGUCGCGUAUCGACUCAACCAGGGCCCGGCUUUGGGAUUCUGGGUGCCUGCUAGAGGGCAGUCUAUGAACAUCAUGUUCCACACCUGCAACGGCUUCAGUUCCGGAGUCGACUCCGACCGACUUUGCGGACCCGAUCCGCUGUGGCGUGACGUCCUUAACGAGCACCAGACACGCCCCUUCCAUGCCAUGAUCGGUGGUGGCGAUCAGAUCUUCAAUGACCAGGUGACCACGGAGUCGACCCAUUUCCAGGAAUGGGUCAAGAUCAAGAACGUGCACGAGAAGUACGACGCUCCGUUCACCCCGGAGUUCCGAGCCGAGCUGGAGAGCGCGUUCCUCAACCGGUAUUCCGACUGGUUCUCGCAAGGGCUCUACUCGCUGGCAAACUCGCAGAUCCCCACGAUCAAUAUGUGGAACGACCAUGAAAUUAUCGAAGGGUUCGGAUCUUACUCCGACGAGUUCAUGGGCACGCCGGUGAUCUCCGGACUGGGCAACAUCGCGUUCAAAUACUACCUGCUCUUCCAGCACCACAGUGUUCCGGAGGAGACCGAAGCCGAAGAGCCAAGCUGGCUGCUUGGAGCCCAACCGGGGCCGUAUAUCAACCAACGCAGCCGCAACCUGUUCAUGUCCUUAGGCGAUGGCGUAUCUCUUCUCGGGCUGGACUGCAGGACGGAACGAAUGGCCGACGAAAUUCUCAGCGAACAAACAUGCGACUUGAUCUGGGACCGAUGCCACCGUGAGAUUGUGCGAGGAGAGACCAAGCACCUGUUGGUUUUGUUAAGCAUUCCGCUGGCGUAUCCCCGGGUGGCAAUGGUGAAGAAUAUCCUCAACAGCAGAAAGUCUCUCGGCAAAGCCGGCAUGCUUGGCGGUCUCGUCAAUAAGAAUGGCGGCAAGGUCGAGAUAUUCGACGACCAUUGGACGGCGAAACAUCACAAAUCCGAACGAACUUACUUGAUCGAGGAUCUCCAAGAUCUUGCGGCAGACAAAUCCGUCCGAGUGACCAUCCUGAGUGGCGACGUGCAUCUGGCUGCAGUCGGCGAGUUCUACUCGAACCCGAAAUUAAACGUCCCCAAGGACCGGGAUUAUCGAUACAUGCCCAACAUUAUCUCCUCUUCGAUUGCGGACAUGCCCCAGACCGACAUGGUCUCGGAUACGCUCAAUAAGCGGAACCGGGUUCACCAUAUAGAUACGAAUACUGACGAAGACAUGAUUUCUAUGUUCACCCACGACGUUAACAACAAGCCAAGGAACAACAAACGAUUGCUUCCCCGGCGCAACUGGUGUUCUAUCCGACAGUACCAGCCCGGCUCUACACCACCGGGAACCCCGGAGAUGGAAACUCUUUCGCUUGACGAGCCUCGUCCCAAUAAGCUACAAAGAACUCUCUCUUUAACCCGCGGGGAUAAACCGCAGGGCGGCGGCGGCGGCUUGCUCCGUCGAUUGUCGCAGCGAGGCAAACCGCCCACCAAGGACUUCAACCUCGGUGGACAACCCAACGGGCGACGAAUGAGUAUGGACGGUCCGUUCCCGCCCGCCGAGACAGGGGACUCGUACUACGAACAGGCCGCCGAGUUUCGACCGGGCCCCUUCAUGCGCCGACCUACCAACCUCAGCCAGAAGGCCGGCAAGAGGGCCUCGAAGCAUGGCGACGACGGCACCGGCGGCUUUGUCAACCUGGAGGGCGGCCUGGCGAUCACCCUGAACCUCGAACUGAACCCGCGCGACCCGUCGGGCAUCACCACGCCGUACAAGAUGCUCGUGCCGAUGCUCCACUACGAGGGCACCGAGUACGAUCCUCCCGCCACGCCGGUCGCCAAGGGGUGGAGAAAGUGGCUGGGCGUGCGACGGAAGAAGGCGGACCGACACGCCGUGGCUGAAGAUACCGAAGCGGAGAUGAGCGACGAGGAGUUCGAAGAUGAGGAGGACGACUAUGAUGACUACAAUCACCGGGGAGGAGCAGGAGCAGGAAUCGGAGCCGCAGGGGGACGAUCUGGCGGACGGGAUUAUUACGACGGGGCUGGCAUGCCGCCGGAGACGUUGGUGCCGGUGGGCGCCGGUGGAGCGGAGGACGAGGAUGGCGUCAGAGCGGCUCCCCGGCGCAAGAAGUGGUUUGGGUUGGCCUGAGCGAUGAGUUUUGACGAUUGACGAUAUGACGAUAUGAGGCAUGUACCUACGGAACGAUCUAAUGUACGAGUGGAUACCCUUGAC